Hydra vulgaris (swiftwater hydra) is the source of this 729-nucleotide messenger RNA. Its product is annotated as serine/threonine-protein phosphatase 6 regulatory ankyrin repeat subunit A. The record is from RefSeq and is a predicted model, not a curated record. Gene Ontology annotation, molecular function: protein binding. NCBI's taxonomy places the organism in Eukaryota, Metazoa, Cnidaria, Hydrozoa, Anthoathecata, Hydridae. Gene Ontology annotation, cellular component: cytoplasm; nucleus.
AUGAUAGACGAGUAUAAAUUAGCACUGAUAUUUCAAAGUAGAGAGAGUUCAGAAAUAGUAGAUAAAAUAUGCAAUAAAUUAGAAGAACUAACAGGAGAAAAUCACAAAAGCAUUAAGUUAUGGUUAGCUAUUAUAGAAAGGCGAGCAAAUGAAGUAGAAAACUUGUAUAAGGAUGGAGUUAAUUUAGAGUAUUUACCUUUUGCCAAAAUCACACCGUUAAUACAAACAGUUGUUAAUGGUGAUAUUAAUACUUUAUCAAUAUUAAUUUCAAGUGGAGCUGAUAUUAAUAAACCUAACAAUGAUGAAGAUCAAGCUAGCCCUUUAUAUUGCUCUUUGGGCUAUUAUGGACAACCAAUUGAUAUAAAAAUAGUUGAAUUUUUACUUAGAAACGGAUCUGAUGCCAACAAACCAAUGUUUGACGAGGACACACCAAUGCAUAUGGCACAUUAUUAUGGGCACAAAGAAGCUAUAAAAUUGUUAUUGCAAUAUAAAGGCAACAUUAAUGCCCAAAAUACAGAAGGUAAAACACCAUUACAUUAUUUAUUAGAAACUAAAAACGUGAAUUCAGUUAUUAAGUUAGAAAUAAUAAAAGAGUUUUUGAAGAAUUAUAAUUUGACAGCAAAUGAUCAAAAUCGUAAAACUGUAAUUGACUAUGCAAACGAACAUUUAUCAGAAGCAUUGUUAUUGUUUACUAUAAAAGACGUUGAUUGCAGUUUAUCAGAUCGCUAA